AUGGCCACACUGCGGAGGCUGCGAGAGGUUCCCCGACACUUGCUGGUCUGCGAGAAAUCCAACUUCGGCCAUGACAAGUCGCGCCACCGGCAUCUUGUGGAGACGCACUACCAUAAUUACAGGGUUUCAUUUCUGAUUCCUGAAUGUGGGAUACUAUCAAAAGAACUGAAAAACCUGGUCAUGGAAACCGGACCCUAUUACUUUGUGAAGAACUUACCUCUUCAUGAGUUAAUUACACGUGAAUUCAUCAACACCUUUGUGAAGAAAGGUUCGUGCUAUGCACUAACAUACCAUACAAAUAUUGAUGAAGAUAAUACAGUUGCCCUCCUGCCAAAUGGGAAAUUAAUUUUAUCACUGGAUAAAGAUACUUAUGAAGAAACUGGACUUCAAGGUCGUCCAUCUCAGUAUUCUGGCAGAAAAAUCAUGAAGUUUAUUGUUUCCAUUGAUUUGAUGGAUUUAUCCCUUAACCUGGAUUCUAAGAAGUAUGAAAGAGUUUCUUGGUCCUUCAAAGAAAAGAAGCCCUUGAAAUUUGAUUUUCUCUUGGCUUGGCAUCACACAGGUGCAGAAGAAUCAAGGAUGAUGUCGUACUUUUCCAGUUACGGAAUUCAGGAGCGGCAGCCGCGAGUAGCCCUGAGCACGGCGAGCGAGCUGCAGUGCCCGGUGCUGCGGAGCGGCGAGCUGGGGGGAGCCCCGGGGGCGGCUUGCAGCGCCCCUGAGCUCCUGGACUGGCUGGGCGCCGUCUUCAGUAACGCCCAACUGUGCGUCCGGGGGGGCCCGGGCUGGGGCGUGGCCAGCGCCGCGUUCUUCGUGGGGGUUUAUACUUUGAAAAUGAUCGGGUGGGAGAUAACAGAGGUGUUUCUUUCUUUCUCUUUUGUGUGUGUGUGUGUGUGCUACAGAAAUAAUGAGCCGAAUAAUUUCGUAUCAACCUAUUGUUGUCCUCAGCCGAGCACGGUGGUGGCAAAAGCUUAUUUGUGUACAAUCACUGGGUUCAUAGUUCCAGAGAAGAUACGUCUCCUGUUGGAACAGCUGUGUCGCUACUUUGAUGAGCCAAAGUUAGCUCCUUGGGUUACAUUGUCAGUUCAAGGCUUUGCAGACAGUCCUGUUUCGUGGAGAGAAAAUGAACAUGGUUUUCGAAAAGGAGGAGAACAUUUAUACAACUUCGUGAUUUUUAAUAAUCAAGACUAUUGGCUUCAGAUGGCUGUUGGGGCGAACGAUGACUGUCCACCAUAAAAACUACAAAACUUUAAAUCA
Leopardus geoffroyi (Geoffroy's cat) is the source of this 1251-nucleotide messenger RNA. It is a transcript of the gene RPP40, whose product is annotated as ribonuclease P/MRP subunit p40. The record is from RefSeq and is a predicted model, not a curated record. NCBI's taxonomy places the organism in Eukaryota, Metazoa, Chordata, Mammalia, Carnivora, Felidae. Gene Ontology annotation, cellular component: multimeric ribonuclease P complex; ribonuclease MRP complex. Gene Ontology annotation, biological process: endonucleolytic cleavage in ITS1 to separate SSU-rRNA from 5.8S rRNA and LSU-rRNA from tricistronic rRNA transcript (SSU-rRNA, 5.8S rRNA, LSU-rRNA); tRNA 5'-leader removal; tRNA 3'-end processing. The transcript has 7 exons. Gene Ontology annotation, molecular function: ribonuclease P activity; ribonuclease MRP activity. The coding region runs from base 1 to 1230 and encodes 409 amino acids.